AUGGGUGUCGAGGAGCACGAGAAUGCAAAUUGGCUUCAUCAUCCAUUUCCAAGGUUCAUCGUGGGCUUGUAUUUAAGCGACCGUUUCGAUCAGUUUGUCCAAAAGCUCAGGAUGUCAGGUUUCACGGUAGAUGUCCAUAACCUAACUCCGGUCAACUCAGUUGCACGAACAGAUAAACAGCAUUCGCGUGGACAGCGUGGCUAUGAACUACAUCUUGAAGGCAAGGGUAAAGUUGUGGCAAAAACAUUGUUCAUUGCAACGGGCAAUUGGAUACACAACAGGUUUCCCGAGUUCGAACAUUGGAUCCCUUCACCCUUUCCGCCCCAAACCAUACAGCAGAAGAUAAAACUCGGUAGCAACACUGGAAUACUUGGCUGCUCGUUAUCCGCAAUCGACACCGCUCUUACUCUUAGCAAUAUGAAUGGUGAAUUUCAUUCAGGGCAGCGAAACGGCCUAAUAUUCCGACCUUUUCAAGGCGCCGAAUCAUUUAAGAUAACGAUGUAUGGUCGAAAAGCCAUACUACCUCAAGUCAUGGGUGUUGUGGUGAACAAAAUAUUUGCGCAUAAAUACUUAACAGCAGCAUCGUUUAUUCCUGUUAUUAAAGCCAAUAACGGAUUCCUUCCUCUAAAUGACUUUUGGUAUUUUCUUAAGAAAGAAAUCUAUGACGAAGUGCCACACAUUCGUAGACAUUUGCCUGACGAUUGGCAAACUUUGACGUUGGAAGAAGCGGUAUUCAAAAUGAGAAAGUAUCUACAAACAACUGAUGCUGCCAAGAGAUUAGAGCAAGAGAUUAAGGAAGCGAAGCGCAGUCUGAUAACUGGCAUUCCUCUACUGCUUCAGAAUGUCUUUUAUCAGUCCUAUGCAAUAUUCGAUGAAGCUUUAAACUACUUCUCGGCGGAAGAUCGCAUCAGGUUCGAAGAAAUCAAGACCGAACUCCAUUUGUUGAUCGCUCCUUUUCCCAUGCAGAACGCUGAGAAGAUACACGCUCUUAUUUUGGGGGGAUUUUUGGAAAUAAAAAAGAUUGGAAAUAAUUACACGAUUGAUGAAGCAGCUCACAACAAAGGGAUCAAACUAACCUGGCGUCCUGAGGAAGAUUCCACCGUUGAGGCAUAUCAUGAGUUCAUGGUCGACGCCACCGGCCAGCAAGCCGCUUUCGAGAAGGACUCUUCACCUCUCACGGCAUCUUUAAGGAAUGAGAAGCUCAUUAAAGAGGUCCUGGUCCCGUUUCGUAACAGCCAACAAUCCAAGAAGUACCAAGACCAUCCCAUGGUUGUCACGCGAAGUGGUUCCCGUUUUUUCCGUCCACCUGGUGCACUUAUCGAUAUCAAUAAUUUCUCUCUGGUUUCCCGUGCACAAUAUUUUGAUUCACCCAUUUAUUACAUGGGGCCGCUAACGAUGGGCCAGGUCGCAUUUCCACAAGAUCUCAGCGUCGUCACAACGGCAGCUGAGCGUGCUGUUGCUGAUCUGGUCAAGAGAGGUGUACUAGAGCGUGACAGCAGCUGUGUCGUAGAUCAAGAUCCCAUGCCAAUGUAUGGCUGGUUGCCGAAUGCCAAGGGUGAUUUAACAGGUCAGAUGGAGAAAAUGACUAAUACUCUUUCAGCAAUGUUUUGA
Molecule: messenger RNA, 1611 nt
Organism: Paramuricea clavata
Lineage: Eukaryota; Metazoa; Cnidaria; Anthozoa; Malacalcyonacea; Plexauridae
Source: the annotation of a GenBank genome assembly